GUGGCAGAGAUAAGCGUGGAGGUCCCAUUCUAACAUUUCCAGCUCGUAGUAACCAUGAUAGAAUACGGCAAGAAGACCUUAGAAGACUAAUUUCAUACCUAGCGUGUAUUCCUAGUGAGGAAGUAUGUAAACGAGGAUUCACCGUCAUUGUAGAUAUGCGUGGGUCAAAAUGGGACUCCAUAAAGCCUCUGCUGAAGAUUUUACAGGAAUCCUUUCCAUGUUGUAUUCAUGUUGCACUGAUAAUCAAGCCAGACAAUUUCUGGCAGAAACAGAGGACUAACUUUGGCAGCUCUAAGUUUGAGUUUGAGACAAAUAUGGUGUCUCUGGAAGGCCUUACCAAAGUAGUUGAUCCUUCUCAGCUAACCCCAGAAUUUGAUGGCUGUUUGGAGUACAACCAUGAGGAGUGGAUAGAAAUCAGAGUUGCCUUUGAGGACUACAUUAGCAAUGCAACCCAUAUGCUGUCCAGACUGGAGGAACUGCAAGAUAUACUGUCAAAAAAGGAAAUGCCUCAGGACCUGGAAGGUGCUCGCAAUAUGAUAGAGGAACAUUCACAAUUAAAAAAGAAAGUCAUUAAGGCCCCCAUCGAGGACCUUGAUGUGGAAGGACAAAAGCUGCUCCAGCGGAUACAGAGCAGUGAUAGCUUCCCCAAAAAGAACUCUGGGUCAGGGAAUGCAGACUUACAGAACCUUUUACCCAAAGUAUCCACCAUGCUGGACCGGCUGCACUCAACACGGCAGCAUCUGCAUCAGAUGUGGCAUGUGCGGAAAUUGAAAUUGGACCAAUGUUUUCAGCUCAGGCUGUUUGAGCAGGAUGCUGAAAAGAUGUUUGACUGGAUCACACACAACAAAGGUCUGUUUCUGAACAGCUACACGGAGAUUGGAACCAGUCACCCUCACGCGAUGGAGCUUCAGACACAGCACAGUCACUUUGCCAUGAACUGUAUGGUAAGAACACGCCUCCCUUCACAGCACUGGCACAUUGUCUAUUUGCUCUAUGUUGGGGUAGAG
Eurypyga helias (sunbittern) is the source of this 1007-nucleotide messenger RNA. RefSeq names its product triple functional domain protein-like. The record is from RefSeq and is a predicted model, not a curated record. The transcript has 4 exons. Gene Ontology annotation, biological process: axon guidance. Gene Ontology annotation, molecular function: guanyl-nucleotide exchange factor activity. Lineage: Eukaryota; Metazoa; Chordata; Aves; Eurypygiformes; Eurypygidae. The annotation marks the transcript as partial. Gene Ontology annotation, cellular component: cytoplasm.